Aplosporella prunicola CBS 121167 is the source of this 1203-nucleotide messenger RNA. RefSeq lists its product as uncharacterized. The coding region runs from base 179 to 907 and encodes 242 amino acids. The transcript has a single exon. The record is from RefSeq and is a predicted model, not a curated record. NCBI's taxonomy places the organism in Eukaryota, Fungi, Ascomycota, Dothideomycetes, Botryosphaeriales, Aplosporellaceae.
AUUUUCAACGACUUAUGCCCUUGCUAUGAGUCGGCCUCUAGUACCACGACGAUACGCUUUUUUUUUUUUUAGUGCAAUUGGACUUUGGGAGCAGCCACGGAGGGAGAUGUGGGAGGACAGGAGGAAAUGUUCAUUCGCUACUAGCUGAGAGCGUCAUGGGCAGACUACGGUCAUAACGAUGACUACGGUCCCUAACGCGACACAAGACACAAGAAAAUCACGAGCAACUUUAUCACCACCAACAAUCUACCAUCAGAACUACAAACAUCAAAUACGGGCACGGGAAUGCGCGCCGGCCCUCGCGCCACCCCAGGACGCCCAGGGACAAUCUGACAUCAGCCCCGCAGCCCGCAGCGCCCACAACAGCACUACCCAGCCCCGCAGCGAUCCGACAGGCACCGUGACAGGCAGCGGAAAUCAGCAUCAAGAUAGCACACGCCCAAUUGAAACCGCAGCAAAACCAACGGGAGCAACAACCGCAGCUACCUAUCUACUCGCAGGCAGGCAUGACGUCGCGCGCGAUGACGUUUUCAGCGCGCUAAGUUGCGCCGCCACCCGCCAGACCAGGCCGCCGGCACGCCAGGACGCUCGCACGCAGCACAGCCGCCUUUCCGCCGCGGCGCUCCCGCAACUUUGUCUCGACGUCGCCUUGUCGCUCGCCGACUUGCCCCGUGCGUGCCUGCCUGUGGCUGUCACUGUCAUCGGUGUCAAGGUGUCAGCCGCAUCGUGUUUCGCUGCUAUAUUUGGCAAGUCCGCGUGUCGUGUCUGUCUUGUCGUGUCGUCUUUCUUUCUUUGUACCCCGCGCGCCCCCACCACCGCACGGUUACGAGGCCUUGCGUGCCUGUCUGCCUGCUUGCGUGGGUGUGUGCUGUGCUGUGCUGUGUUCUUUUUUUCAUUCGUGUGCUGAUCUGAUGAUGACGGCGGAGAUACGCGGUGCUGUGCUGGGUGAUGGCGGUGAUGUUGGCUUUGUUGAGGCGGUCACUGCUAGCAUCCUGGUGCCUCGCUAGUGUGUGAGGGAAAGGUACGUAUGUGUACGUGUAAGCUGUUGGUGUUUCAUCUGUUUGGUUUGCCUGCUUGCCUGCAGCUUGCUGUCUGCUCACUGCUGGUAUUCAGGGACUGGUGACAUAGGUGAGGUAGGUGGGUGCCAUUUUGCGCUACCUCCGUUUAUGCUGUUUGUGCUAUUCUGCUGACCUCAGUACUGAC